CUCUUGCCACUGCCUUCCUGGCAGUCUCCAGAGGGACCCUCAAGCUGGCCUUGGCAUGGAUGACUCCAAGGAGCGCACCAGGUGUCCUGCCCGAGGAACAUGCCCCGUGUUCCUGGCACUGAGCUCGGGGGCUGUCCGCUACGCCCCAUCAGUUCUGGGCCCCGCACUUGACGGGAACUUGGGAGAGGAGCCCUGGGACACAGACAGCCAGCCCCACCCAGACGAGGGCCACCUGCCGCCCCUCGAAGCUGUCCCAGUCCCCUGGAAGAGCGUGGGCCCCUGCAGAAGCCACAGGGAGUCCCCAGGAGGCCUGGCGGAGAGCCCUGGAGGGGAGGAGGCCCAAGGUGAGGAGGGCCCCGCGGCCGCCCAGCUGGACGUGUUGCGCCUGCGAAGCUCUUCCAUGGAGAUCCGGGAGAAGGGCUCCGAGUUCCUGAAGGACGAGCUGCACAAAGCCCAGAAGGAGCUGAAGCUGAAGGAUGAGGAGUGCGAGCGGCUGUCCAAGGUGCGGGAGCAGCUGGAACGGGAGCUGGAGGAGCUGACGGCCAGCCUGUUCGAGGAAGCCCACAAGAUGGUGCGGGAAGCCAACAUGAAGCAGGCGGCGUCGGAAAAGCAGCUGAAGGAGGCGCGGGGCAAGAUCGACAUGCUGCAGGCGGAGGUGACCGCCUUGAAGACGCUGGUCCUCACGUCCACACCAGCCUCCCCCAACCGCGAGCUCCACCCGCAGCUGCUCAGCCCCAGCAAGGCUGGACCCCGCAAGGGCCACUUACGUCAUAAGAGCACCAGCAGCACCCUCUGCCCCGCUGUGUGCCCCACGGCUGGACACACCCUCACCCCGGACAAGGAGGGCAAAGAGCCCGGGCUGCCCCCCCUCCUCUCCCUGCUCCUCUGCGUGGUCCCCAGCAAAGCUGUUCACCUCACCUACGAGCCGGCCUGGCAGCUCCUGCCUGGGGAGCCGCCCGCGGCCCCCACCUCCACUACCUCUCUCUCCUUUUCCCGACAGGUGGACACCACCCUGUUCGCAGAGUUCCAGGCCUGGCGGGAAUCACCCACCCUGGACAAGACCUGCCCCUUCCUCGAAAGGGUGUACCGGGAGGACGUGGGCCCCUGUCUGGACUUCACCAUGCAGGAGCUCUCCGCGCUGGUCCGGGCCGCUGUGGAGGACAACACGCUCACCAUCGAGCCCGUGGCUGCGCAGACACCGCCCACGGUGAAGGUGGCCGCGGUUGAGUGUGGCAGCACCAAAACCUGUGCCCUGAGCGGGCUGGCUCGUGCCUGUCGCCACCGAAUCCGGCUUGGGGACUCUGAGAGCCACUACUACAUCUCGCCAUCCUCCCGGGCCAGGAUCACCGCGGUGUGCAACUUCUUCACUUAUAUCCGCUAUAUCCAGCAAGGCCUGGUGCGGCAGGAAGCCGAGCCGAUGUUUUGGGAGAUCACGAGGCUGCGGAAGGAGAUGUCGCUGGCCAAGCUUGGCUUCUUCCCCCAGGAGGCCUAGGGCAUGGUCCGGGGCCUAGAGGGGGGCUCUGAGCAGCAGCCAACACCUGCCCGGGAAGACAGGGUGCUGGAGCCGGCCCUGAGCCAGAAGCUGAACCAGAUGGACGAAUGGCCAGGCCGUAGACGCCUUGCUGAGCUGGUCCCAGACCUUCAUCCUGGGACAGACAGGACCUUGUGAGCAGACCCUUGUCUUCACAGAUACCAGGAGACUUUCAAGAAAGCACCAAAGACCAAGGAGCUUGGACCUAUACUUGGGCUCAGCCCUUGGGAGGGGAUACCUGGGGCAGGCCUGGGAGCUGCUGCUUGCAGGUGCCUUGUUGCUGCCACAUCCUCAGAAAGGGGCCUAACACCCACCUGGGUGGCCUGACCUCCAGGGUAUUCCUGCCCAACAACCCCCCCCCCCCCCAAACCCACCUCUGGUCCCAAGCUCUGGGCCACCAGCACCCCCUGGUGGCCACCCCUCACCUAUUCCCAAGCAGCCUCCCUGGACUGGCCCCAGAGGGCCCUCUGCCUCCAGCAUCUAUGGGGGUGGUGGGGCCCCAAGGGGCUGUCAGGGACUUGCACACCAACCUGUAUCUGCUUGAGAACUGUCCCCAAACUGUUCUUAAGAUGGAUCAGGGUCCCUCCUCCUUGCACUUGACCCCCUCCUCCCCCCAUCUGAGCCCCGUGCUCCAGGAGGCCCUGCCCCCACCACCACUGGAAGGAUUAGGAUACUUUUCUCCCAAAGUAAAACUCAUGCAGGGCCUCAGGAUACCCGUGUCUUGUUUGGCCGUGGGUGGCCAUCUAGACAACGGGGGCCGCGGCUGCCAAGCCCUGCACACAGGACCAGGAUAGGGUAGGCAGGACCCAGGCCUCCUUCCUCACCCCUCAAAGCCCACUGGGGACCGGGAUCCAACCUGGACACAUCCCUCACCACAGCUGAUUUCCUCCUUUGAAUGGAAUGUAACACGAUCUCUAUUUAAUAAAGGAAGGCUUUGUUGGUCGA
Messenger RNA from Mustela lutreola (European mink), 2476 nucleotides. It is a transcript of the gene RAB3IL1, whose product is annotated as RAB3A interacting protein like 1. Gene Ontology annotation, biological process: exocytosis. The record is from RefSeq and is a predicted model, not a curated record. Gene Ontology annotation, cellular component: Golgi to plasma membrane transport vesicle. NCBI's taxonomy places the organism in Eukaryota, Metazoa, Chordata, Mammalia, Carnivora, Mustelidae. The transcript is spliced from 11 exons. Bases 56 to 1492 code for a protein of 478 amino acids. Gene Ontology annotation, molecular function: guanyl-nucleotide exchange factor activity.